AUGGCGCCCGAAGCGCCCAAGAAGAAGGUCGAGUGGCCUCCUGCUGUGCGCGAGUACGUUAGACGUGCCUUCGAUCCCAACAACGCGAUCCCGGGCAUCUCCCUAGAGGACAUGCAGGUGCGCCUGAAGGAGACCAUCGGCUGGUUUGCCGAGCGUAACUCGCACGAUACCGUCGACUGGCCCAACUUCCCCUUGCCUCAGCAGCUUCUCCGUGAUGAGCGUAGGAAAGCAGCGGCACUCGGUACACCUGCCCAUGGUAUCGCCGACAGCGUACACCCCGCAUACAUGAAUGGCUCAUCCCAACACACUAACCAAAAUUCACCACAAUCAAAGAAGCGCAAUGCUGCAGAUGCGCAAGACGAGCAAGCCCAAGCCAUCCCACCCUGGCGUAACACUAACCUAGCCUCCCGUAUGACCUAUGCCGACGACCACAACGGCAAACGCCAGAAGAAGAAUGCUCUCGCCAACGCCUCAAGUAAGUUUGAUCAGGCUGAGCUCGACAAGCGACGACAACGCUUUCAGCUCGGCAGCAACGGCACCAAGACGACGCCACCCUGGGGCUCGCCGCGUAAAGACGAAGACGAAAUGCCCACCGGACCCGUUGUCGGAACCAACGAGUGCCUCGAAAAGAGCUAUUUCCGUUUGACCGCACCUCCCAAGGCGGAGACAGUCCGUCCACUCCACGUCCUCAAGAAGACUUUGGCCAUGCUCGUGGAAAAGUGGAAGGCGGAUAAGAACUACAACUACAUCUGUAAUCAGUUCAAGUCCCUCCGCCAGGAUCUUACUGUCCAGCACAUCAAGAAUGCCUUCACGGUCAAGGUGUACGAGAUCCAUGCGCGGAUAUCGUUAGAAAAGGGGGAUUUGGGUGAGUAUAAUCAGUGCCAGACGCAGCUGAAGGCAUUGUAUGCGCAGAACCUGGGCGGCAACCCUGCCGAGUUCAAAGCGUAUCGCAUUCUUUAUUUCGUUUACACGUGCAACAAGACCGACAUGAACGACAUGUUGGCAGAAUUAACCCUCGCAGACAAAUCCCACAAGUGGAUUAAGCAUGCUCUUGACGUUCGAUCUUCACUUGCGCUCGGCAACUAUCACAAGUUUUUCCGACUUUACCUCGAAGCAGAGAACAUGGGCGCUUACCUCAUGGACAUAUACGUAAAUGUCACUCUCCGUUUCCUCACUGAUGAACUCGGCUUCGACAACGAUGUAACAUGUCGUGAAUUCCUCGAAUCGCAGGGCGCACAAGGCGUCAUAGAAGACAAGGGCGACAAGCAGUAUCGCGUCAAGAUCCGAGAAGUGGCGCAACUAUUCGAGCAGCGUCGUGCAGCGGCAUUCAGCAAAGUAGACAUUAAAGGCCAAAUAUGA
Pyrenophora tritici-repentis Pt-1C-BFP is the source of this 1359-nucleotide messenger RNA. Its product is annotated as SAC3, Nuclear protein export factor. Lineage: Eukaryota; Fungi; Ascomycota; Dothideomycetes; Pleosporales; Pleosporaceae. Gene Ontology annotation, cellular component: nucleus. The record is from RefSeq and is a predicted model, not a curated record.